Molecule: messenger RNA, 1736 nt
Organism: Sinocyclocheilus rhinocerous
Lineage: Eukaryota; Metazoa; Chordata; Actinopteri; Cypriniformes; Cyprinidae
Product: sperm-specific antigen 2 homolog
Exons: 5
Coding region: 183-797 (204 amino acids)
Source: RefSeq, a predicted model, not a curated record
GUUCACCAAACUGUGAUCAAGACCGAACUGUGAGAAACUUGAAUCUUUACAUCUUUUAUUGGGGUUUGUGAUGUUGCAGGCGGGAGGCAGAACAACUUCAAGCACUGCGGUCUGCUGUCAGGCUGGAGCUACAAGAGUUGGAGCUGCAGUUGGAAGAUCGUCUGCUCUCCCUGAAUGAACAGAUGCGCAGCAGCUCGCAGCACAGCAACCUUUACCGUCACCACUUGGGCAUGCACAGAGGUCACAGCAUGGAAAGCCUGUCUAAUUCUUCUGCACUGCGGGCCAUGGAGCCGGUGACGGACCUCCUGAAGGAGCAAUUGUACCUUCAAUCUGAACUGGGAUAUGAGGCUGUCACACCCAGUUCAGGCCGUUCAUCGAGGGCAUCCAGCCCUGGAAGACUCAACCAGACGCUCGAGUCUUGCUCUUCUUCCCCGCAGAGAGGCAGCGUUUACCGGGCCACCAUUAAUCUCACACCCACCGUCCCUCCACAGCCUGGAAUGGAGGUUGCUCGGCCCGUUUCUCCAGAGAGAAUGGAGGAGAGCAUGACACCUGCUACCUUGGAGUUGAGCAGAGAUGAGGACGAGAUGUCACUGGAUGGUCGCAGGAGCAGGACGACAGAGGACUACAGUCCCAACGAAUGGAGGAGUAAAAGUGGAGGGAAUGGUGACCUGCAACAUCUCAUACAGGAGAUUAAAGAAAGUAUCGCACAUGAAAUCAGGCAGGAGAUUGUGAACGAGCUUCUGGCUGCUGUGUCACCGCAUAGAUCUCCUCUCCCGGCCAGGAAGCCCCCUGUGUAAGCAUCAUAACAGAGGAUGGAGGUGAAGAAGAAGUAAAUCCUGUGAAAUAGUCAAAUGAACACUGGUUAAAGCUUUGCACUGAGAACGGCCCAGCACCUCUCUCUGGUUCGGUCUGUGAAGCCCUUCCAGACUCCACUGCUUCUGGACUUUAGAGCUGCAGGGAAUCUGCUUAUGCGUUCGAGUCCAGAUUCCACAUUUGCAGUGGUUGAGAUCUUCCACUGUCCGAAUCCGCAAAGGGCACGCAGCUUAUUGUGGUAUCCGUCUGGUACAUAUUACUGCAAUGUAAUUAAUCUUUUGGGAUGUAUUUAACUAUGUGAUGCAGGUCUUGUUGGAUGUUUGCAGCGGUUGAAAAGAUUUGUGGGAGACUAAAGUUUUCUGUGUGAGUGUGUCUGUCUAGGACAUAAAUGUCUACUGUAAUCAGACUUGUUUUCUAAUUCAGCCUCUGUGAGGAACUAACUGUGCAAUACAUUUCACUUUUUUCUCUCAAACUUGAACUGACCAAUCACAACUACUGUUCUGCUCAAAUGCACACCGCUGUCUUCAUUUCCUGUUGAUGGUCUAUCACAUACUGUAUGUAUAGACACUUAAGCCUUCAAAGCACAUUCAUAAACAUACUGUCCUGUGAGAAGAAAAAGCACUAAAUACUCUUUAUAUAUAUAUAUAUAUAUAUAUGCACACACAUUAGCAUGCCCAUAAAAGAUAUUUUUAUUCUUGCAAACAGCAGUGGAUAGUCUGUCAAAUCUUCUGAUGAGGAUUUAAAGUGUUCGACUUAAUUUUCCUCAGUGUGAAUGAGUUGUUGUUUAUUUUUUUUUUUGUCUAAGCUGUAAUGAACUGUAAUACUAAUUGAUUUAUGCGACAAAGGGGACAUGUUCUCUUUCCGCUUGGGAUGCAUGAGGGAUAAUCAUAAAGAUAAUAAUAAAGAUUUAUUUAUUUUGUACA